AGCAAAAACAGGAAACUCGGCACUGAAAAUAAGAGAGCGAAAGAGACAGAGAGAGAGGGUGUGGGGAUAUCGGGAGCGGUGUCUGGUUCAGAUCCGAAAGUCUAAACUCGCGGGAGAGAGAGCUUGCUUCUCUGUUCAUGGAAAAUGAAAUUCUUCGACAACUUGCCUGCAAUGGAUCUUAUGCGUUCGGAGAAGAUGACCUUUGUUCAGCUCAUAAUACCUUUCGAGUCUGCCCAUAGAGCCAUCUCUUACCUCGGCGAGCUUGGUCUUCUCCAGUUCAGAGAUUUGAAUGAUGAUAAAAGCCCUUUUCAGCGAACAUUUGUUAAUCAGGUAAAAAGAUGUGGAGAGAUGUCACGGAAGCUACGGUUUUUCAAAGAUCAAAUAAAUAAAGCUGGUCUACUACCUACUACGCGCCCUACAUUGCAACCAAACAUUGACUUGGAGGAAUUAGAGAUACAACUUUCUGAGCAUGAAAGUGAACUUAUUGAGAUGAACACAAAUGGAGAGAAAUUGCGACAAGCUUAUAAUGAACUCUUGGAAUUCAAGAUGGUAUUGCAAAAGGCAGGUGGCUUCCUUGUUUCAGCUCAAAGCCAUACAGUUGCACAGGACCGAGAAUUAGAGGAAACUGUAUAUUUAAACAAUCACCAUAUCGAAAGGACAUCAUUACUUGAACAGGAAAUGCAGCCUGGGCCAUCAAACCAAGCUGGUUUAAGAUUUAUUAGUGGUAUUAUUUGUAAGUCUAAAAUUUUAAGAUUUGAGAGAAUGCUAUUCCGUGCUACGAGAGGCAACAUGUUUUUUAAUCAGGCACCAGCUGAAGAGUAUGUCACAGAUCCUGUAUUGGCUGAAAAGGUUGAGAAAACAGUUUUUGUAGUUUUCUUCUCAGGGGAGCAAGCAAGAACAAAAAUACUGAAAAUUUGUGAUGCAUUUGGUGCAAAUUGCUACCCUGUUCCUGAGGAUAUUACCACACAGAGGCAAAUAACUCGAGAGGUUUUAUCACGUCUCUCUGAACUGGAAGCCACCUUGGAUGCUGGGAUUCACCAUCGAAAUAAAGCCCUUACUUCAAUUUUAUCUCACUUAAAGAAGUGGACCGUUAUGGUAAGAAAGGAGAAAGCAGUAUAUGAUACACUGAAUAUGCUCAAUUUCGAUGUGACAAAGAAAUGUUUAGUUGGGGAGGGUUGGUGUCCAAUAUUUGCAAAACAUCAGAUUCAAGAGGUAUUACGACGUGCAACCAUUGAUAGCAAUUCGCAAGUGGGGAUAAUAUUUCAUAUUAUGGAUGCUGUGGAAUCACCACCUACAUAUUUUAAAACCAACAAGUUCACACAUGCAUUUCAGGAAAUUGUCGAUGCAUAUGGAGUUGCUAGAUAUCAAGAAGCAAAUCCUUCAGUUUAUACUGUUAUUACAUAUCCGUUUCUUUUUGCCGUGAUGUUUGGGGACUGGGGUCACGGGAUAUGCUUGUUGUUGGGAGCAUUAAUUCUAAUAGCUCGUGAGAGAAGACUUGGUUCUCAGAAACUUGGCAGCUUUAUGGAGUUGGCUGUUGGUGGGCGCUAUGUAGUCCUUCUAAUGGCUUUGUUUUCUAUCUACUGUGGGUUGAUUUACAAUGAGUUUUUCUCUGUUCCGUUUCGUAUGUUUGGUGAGACUGCUUACAAAUGCCGUGAUCCUUCAUGCAGUGAUGCACGUACAACAGGUCUUAUCAAGUACCGUGAUACAUACCCAUUUGGUGUGGAUCCCAGCUGGCGUGGAAGUCGUUCAGAGCUGCCUUUUCUGAACUCCCUUAAAAUGAAGAUGUCUAUAUUGUUUGGUGUGGCUCAGAUGAACCUAGGAAUCUUAUUAAGUUACUUCAAUGCAAGAUUCUUUCGCAGCUCUUUGGAUAUAAGGUAUCAAUUUGUCCCACAGAUGAUCUUUUUCAACAGCCUCUUUGGGUAUCUUGCACUUCUCAUUGUCAUAAAGUGGUGCACAGGGUCUCAAGCAGACCUAUAUCAUGUCAUGAUUUACAUGUUCUUGAGCCCCACUGAUGAUCUUGGUGAUAAUCAAUUGUUGUGGGCUCAGAGACCAUUGCAGAUCUUGCUGUUGCUUUUGGCUGUUAUAGCUGUUCCUUGGAUGCUUUUUCCAAAACCUUUAAUUUUGAGGAAGAUUCAUUUAGAGAGAUUUCAAGGUCGUACAUAUGGGCUUCUAGGCACAUCCGAGAUGGAUCUGGAUGUGGAACCCGAUUCUGCACGGCAACGUCAUGAGGAAUUCAAUUUCAGUGAGGUCCUUGUGCAUCAAAUGAUACAUGCCAUUGAGUUUGUUCUAGGUGCAGUCUCAAAUACUGCUUCUUACCUUCGGCUCUGGGCUUUAAGCUUAGCCCACUCGGAGUUAUCAACUGUGUUCUAUGAGAAAGUCCUCCUCCUUGCAUGGGGGUUUGACAACAUACUCAUCCGAUUGGCAGGGCUUGCAGUUUUUGCAUUUGCCACUGCCUUCAUAUUACUCAUGAUGGAAACCCUCAGUGCUUUCCUCCAUGCUUUACGUCUUCAUUGGGUGGAAUUCAUGAACAAGUUCUACUAUGCCGAUGGCUAUAAGUUCAGACCCUUCUCAUUUUCCUCCUUGGCAGAUGAGGACGAUUGAGCCUCUCUAAUUUCCUUGAAGGAAACCAUACUUUUGUUUCUCAUUAUCUUGGAAAGGAAGUUUUGAGAGGAUGAAAUUGAAAUCCAUUGACAGCAGUGAACUAAUUUCGCUCAGUCAGCUGGAAAGAAUCCGGUGCAGACUGCAGAGGAUGCCUCCACUUUGAUGCGUGUUUCGCAGCUCUACUUAGAAAUGUAUAUCCCCUGUAUAAAUUGUAUGGGAGGUGCCGAGUAUAGAGAAGUACAGGUUCUACAGUAGGAAGUAGGUAAUCUAUAAUUGUGCUCCUGUAAAUUUUUGUUUUAAUUUUAAU
Telopea speciosissima is the source of this 2908-nucleotide messenger RNA. Its product is annotated as V-type proton ATPase subunit a1-like. NCBI's taxonomy places the organism in Eukaryota, Viridiplantae, Streptophyta, Magnoliopsida, Proteales, Proteaceae. Gene Ontology annotation, biological process: proton transmembrane transport; vacuolar acidification. Gene Ontology annotation, molecular function: proton-transporting ATPase activity, rotational mechanism; ATPase binding. The coding region runs from base 145 to 2601 and encodes 818 amino acids. Gene Ontology annotation, cellular component: vacuolar proton-transporting V-type ATPase complex; vacuolar proton-transporting V-type ATPase, V0 domain. The record is from RefSeq and is a predicted model, not a curated record. The transcript has 18 exons.